UUUAAAAAAAGUUCAUAGCAUGUAUGUAUGUAUAUAAAUGUAAUGUCAGUUCGACAGUUCGACGACCAUGGCGGAGUGGUUACAGUCAAAAAUUGUUCGUCUUAGCGAAUUAAAUUCUGUUGAAGAGAAGAAAGAUAUCCUAGCGGAGAUUAAAAUUAGAUUGAGAUGUUUAAGCAACCGAGAAUCCGAACAGGUCUCUCAGAAUCUCGACUAUGGACAAUUGUUUACUCAGUUAACCUCGAACGACAGGGAAUUCGUGAAUGAAGUAUGCGAUAUCUUGAAGACAUUGUUUAGUCUAUCUGAACCUGAAGACAUACAUGAAAGAUAUGCAACUCAUAUGCCUCGAUUGAUAACUCAUCACGAGGAUGUAGUCAGAUUGCUGAUAUUGCAAGAAAUUUUGUGUAUCGUGUCCGAUCCUCAGUUUCUGUCUGUGUUGCUUGCGGAUACCACUUUAUUACUAGCUGCUAUAAACAGAAUUGCAGAUGAAAAUUUGACAGUAGCCGAAUACGCAAUGCGUAUAAUAAAAGAAAUAGGCAAAAAUGCGAAUGAUCUGCAAAUUAAACAUACCUUUGAAUUAUUGAAGAGUUGUACUAGAUUACUAGCAAAAAACGACACUAUUAGCUUCCGCAUCUAUGAAGUUGUUGUGGACAUAGCAAAGUCUUCGAAGCAGGGGUUAGAAGUUGCUGCCCAAUCUGGAUUCUUAAACAGCUUAUUUGAUAUUUUGGAGGAUGAGGAUAUAUUGCUUCAAGUAAACGCAUUGGAAGUCCUGACACAAUUGGCAUUAACGGAAGAAGGAUUAAGCUACCUGGAGCAACAAGAUGUACUGAGGAAGCUUGUUCAGAAGAUAGCUCAAGCAAACGAGAAUCCAUUGUCGAAUCUACUGAUUCCCGGUUUAAUGAGGUUCUUUGGAAAUGUCGCACGUCAUUGGCCAAAUGAAAUAUUCUCAAAGUACCCGGUUGUAGUCUCCUCGUUAUUCGAGGUGAUUGAGAGCGGGGAUCAAGCUCUACUUGGUGUUGCAUUGGACACAUUAGGACACGUUUCUGUAAGCGCAGAGGGUAAAUAUGUAUUGCAGGCCUUGGGAGAUGCGAUGCCAUGCGUGCUGAAGAAAAUUGCGGAAGUUAUACAGACAAUGCCCACGGCGUUAAGAAUCCGCGGAUUGGAAAACUUAGCUCUUAUACUCGAUGUGAAGAAGGCUGAACAAGACAAUAGAAUUCUAUCGUUAACGAAGUCAUGGUUCGACUCUCUUUGCGAUGAGCCAUUGAGCAUGAUCAUAGCAAUAUGUAGGCAACCGUUCGCAGAUAUCAGACAAGCAGGCUUGGAAGUGUUGGCGGUUAUAGCUGCACAAACUUGGGGCCAGGAAUAUAUAUCCGUUUUUCCAGGUCUCGUAGAGUUUUUACUGGACACAAACAUAGAGAGCUUCAAAGAGUGCAAAGAAGCCAAAUACGAAGUCGUCAGACAACUGUCUCAAGCUGAACCGAACAUGUUUGAUGGUACCACCAUGCAGAAGUUUGUGGAGUUUGUAAACCAAGGACCACACCAUGUUGAAAUUAAUAUCGAAGUGGCAACGUACAGUGGCCUAUGAAACUCGUUACGUUUCAUUUUGUUACUCUAUUGGACUAUCGUUUACCAAAGCCGAGGAGCACUUCGGUGGACUUUUUGCGAAAGAAUAUAUAUUCCCUUUGUCUGAAAUUACUUUUUAAUAAUAUAAGUCAAAAGAAGCAUAUAUUUAUUUUAUACACGUACUAUACAAACAAGAGGGUGCAUUUUUGUGGUGAGGUGAGAGCGAACGAACAUACAAAGACAAAUAAUUUAUUUUAUAUGUAACAAUACAUUCGAAAAAGUUAAGACUAACAUAGUUUUGCGACAAUGCAAAAAAGUUCGGGCAACUCUCUCACUCUCUCUUUCAUUCCCUCUUUCUCUCCCACCCUUUCUCUCUCGCUCUCUCUCUCUCUCUCUUUCUCUCUUUCACAGAGUUUGUAAACUCUUCUGUGUUCUUCUCGCAUCUGUUCGCGAGAUCUUUCAUUGACAUCAGUUACAAUUAAAAUAAAGACGUGUAUAAAUAAUUUUA
Molecule: messenger RNA, 2068 nt
Organism: Megalopta genalis
Lineage: Eukaryota; Metazoa; Arthropoda; Insecta; Hymenoptera; Halictidae
Product: 26S proteasome non-ATPase regulatory subunit 5
Biological process (GO): proteasome assembly
Cellular component (GO): cytosol
Source: RefSeq, a predicted model, not a curated record